This is a messenger RNA of Culex quinquefasciatus (southern house mosquito), 680 nucleotides long. Its product is annotated as UPF0587 protein GA18326. The record is from RefSeq and is a predicted model, not a curated record. NCBI's taxonomy places the organism in Eukaryota, Metazoa, Arthropoda, Insecta, Diptera, Culicidae. Bases 107 to 598 code for a protein of 163 amino acids. The transcript has 2 exons. Gene Ontology annotation, molecular function: zinc ion binding.
UUGCCACCCCACUCCCACCCAACCCCACUUCGAGAGAAGGUGAAAUCAAAAACGCAAACAUCCACAUCGACCGGCUUGUUAUCGGAACCAGAUUCGCCUCGACAUCAUGGUCAAAAUCGGUCUCCAAAUCAAGGCCACCCUCGAGAACAUCGAGGCGCUCAAGACGUGCCACCCGAACUAUGCGUUCUUCGUGAAAAUCAAGUGCACCAACUGCGGCGAAGAGUCGGACAAGUGGCACGACAUCACGGAGGGCGACCACGUCAACGAAGAUUCGCGCAAUCCGAAGGGGUUUAACUUUUACAUGAAGUGCCGGAUGUGCUCGCGCGAGAACAGCAUCGACGUCGUCGAGGGAAGCAAUGCAACUUACACGGCGGACGACUCGGGCAAGCUGAAGACGAUUGUGGCGUUCGACUGCCGCGGAGUGGAACCGACGGAUUUUAGUCCGCGUGCCGGAUGGAUUGUUAAGGCUAGCGAGAACGGGCCCACCUUCGAGGACGUCGAUCUUUCCGAUGACGAUUGGGUUGAGUAUGACCAGAAGAACAACAAUUCGAUUGGAGUUUACGAAUUUGAGUCGAGCUUUAUCAAGAUGAAAAAGUAGAAUUGAGAUACUUUGAGUUACUGUUUGUGUUCCUUAGGUGAAGCAAUUUCGAUUGAAUAAAUAAAUGCAUUUCUGAAAUCAA